AUGGCCUCCCUGUGUAAACAGAGUCACAGGUAUACAAAUUCACAGGGGGUGUGACGAAUGAACGUAAGAGCAAAGGACGAUCGCCUACUGGGCGAUUAUAACGGUAUAUACCAGGAUAUACCAGAGCUUUUUCUGUAGUGGACGUGGAAUCCGAGAACGGGUGUCUUUGAAAGCGGGAGGCUUGAUAACAGUAUCUCGUUAUCGGCGCACGGUGACGGGGAGUCAUUAAUACAGACACGACAUGAGAGUCCUGAGAUCCUAGGGAGCCAACAUGGACAGUGAGACUCUCUUGACCAUCCUCAUCCUCCUGCCCCUACACACAGUGGUCAGUCAGACCUGGUAUGGGCACGACUACUGGAACGACAGGCACAGCGACGAGGGCAUCAACUACGCCGCCGAAAGGUUCUACCUGUGGUCCGACAUGCCCAAUGUUCAGGAUAAUUACUUCCAAGACACCAAUGUCUACACGGAGAAGAAGUGUGCUGGCGGAUGUUCCUGUGGGAAGGAACUGAUUGGCUGCAGCGGCAGUGUCGUCGAGGUGAAGGGUCAAAACGUAGAAAGACUGACGGAGAAAUCCUUCACGUCUGGGGUACAGGAAGUACAUCUCAUCGACAUGCCAAAUCUGGUGGAAGUGGAAAACAUAACAUUCUACAAGGCAACAAACCUGAGGCUAUUACAGAUAUAUGGUACCGGCAUCAGAUUAGUUCCUGAUAUCAGCAAGACAUCCAUGGAGGAGCUAUAUUUGGUCAACAACAAGAUCAGAUUCUUUCCUCACAACUACACAAAACAAACAUUGCCACCUCAGCUGCGGAAAGUGUCACUUAUAGGUAACGAGAUCGAAUGGUUCCCGGACGAGUUUGUGAAAAACACCAAUAUCGAGGUAUUAGCCCUCAGUAGAAACAAGAUUCGUCAGUUCCCUGGAAGUGGAUUGGCACAAAUGCCAAACUUAUGGUUUUUAUCUAUGAAUGAAAAUGAGCUUGAAGUUGUCUCCAGAGAACAUCUCACGAAUCUGAAGAAUUCGCCGUUGAGACAUUUGAACCUGAGCAAUAACGCCAUAUGGUAUAUAGAACCAGGAGCCUUGUCACUCCUCACCAAGCUGCAGAUUCUAGAAUUACAUGCAAAUUCUUUUUCUGAGAUUCAUGAGGGAACGUUCAACAAUUUACCGGAAUUGGUGCAUCUUGACCUCGUAAAGAACAAGAUCGAGGUGUUGACAGCCCGUAGCAUCACAAAUCUCCCAAAGAUCGUCACAAUCCGUGUCCACAGUCAGGAGCCGCCCUUGAACAACAUACAGUUCAACGCCUUCAGCAACAUCCACGACACUCUGGAAAAUCUUUGGAUCAGUGAUAACGCGUUGCCAACCUUUCCUCACCCGGCGUUAUCGGCAGAUACGUAUGUAUCGAUUGAAGAAAUUUAUGCUGACAACAACUUAAUAAAAAGCCCCACAGAGUACAGCCCUGAUGACUUUCCCAAGAGCAUGCUCAACACAGCACUGCAACGGGCGGCAGCAUAUGUACCCUUCAACACUCUCUCCAACUUGCAGAAGCUGCAUCUUGGAACCAACGCCAUCGACUUCAUCCAAGCUGGCUACUUCUGCAACGCCAACAACCUGGUAUUUCUCUACAUGAACAACAACGGCCUUAAAGACAGCAGCAUCCCCGACGACGCCUUCUCCUGCAUGGGGCAGCUGGUUGAGCUAUACCUUCAUUACAACUGGUUGACCUACGUCCCUAAAGCAGUGACCAGUGAUAUAUUGACCAGUCUCACGAUUCUCAGACUGUCUAACAACAACAUCACCCACGUUGAAGCAGGGACGUUCACGGAGCUGACGGCGUUACAGUUGCUAUAUCUUGAAAACAACAACAUAGUUGUUAUAGAAAACAACUCAUUUCCAAACAGCAUACGGUCACUCGUUCUGCAGUCUAACUACUUCCGGUUCACCAACGAGAACCCUUUCUCCUAUCUGACCAACAUGGAGCAGUUACUGCUGGGCUACAACAGCAUCGUGGACAUCCCCGACACCGCCUUCAGAGGCUGCACCGCCCUCACCACGCUAGACCUGCACUAUAACAAGCUGGAGAGGAUUCAGAAAGGACUACUGUCCGAUUGUCCACUGACUGUCCGUCUCUUGCUCCAUAACAACAACAUCAGAUACGUGGAGGAGGGUGCCUUGAGCCACAUCACGAGCAGUGUACUUCUACAUCUCCAUUAUAACCGACUGACGGAGCUACCCAAUGGCGGAGACUUCAACAACCUGGAGGUGAACGAGCUCCUCCUUCAUCACAAUCGCAUCACCGAGGUCCGACCUGGGACCUUCACAAAUCUGACUUGCAAUGUCAAACUAGACUUGUCCGAUAACCAGAUUGCGCUGCUUGGACCCAACGCCUUCGUGAACAUCAAGGGGACUCCAGACAUGACCCUAAACAACAAUCCUCUCUGGGUCAUCGAGCCCUACGCCUUCAGAGAUCUGCAGCUGCAGGACUUGUUUCUUCAGUUUAUCAACAUCAACCAUCUGAAGACUGCCACGUUCGAGAACAUUGAAACCCGGUAUUUGUAUCUGACUGAAAAUACAAUCGACUACGUGGAGGAAGGAAUAUUCGCCGGACAGAACGUACUUGAGUAUUUCGUCAUGUUCAGCGUACAACUGAAAGCAAUCUACGGAAAGAUGUUUUCAGACACGUCACAGGUGAAGAGCGCCUUCGACCUUCGUAACAACAACCUCCAAAUGUUACCUCCGGAUCUUGUAGAAAACGUCCAGUGGCUUUGGUGUACGUACCCAUUGAGACGGAGCCUUGCUUACAACAAACUCACAAAUUUCCCUCGGGACAUUUUCUUGGAGAAUAAAAUGACAUACAUGGACAUUUCCUAUAACCUGAUAUCAGCUCUUCCCGACGACGCCUUCGACGGCCUGACCAACAUGUACGACAUCAACCUGAAAGGCAAUCAGCUGACGGAAAUCAAGAACGGGUCCUUUGAUUCUCUCAUCAAUACGAAUAAACUAGAUCUCAGUGAAAAUGACAUCGUUACAUGGCCAAAAGGGCUGAUGGAUCCAAUGUUGAACCUCAAGACGCUGGAUCUCUCCAAGAACCUGCUGUACCACUUCCCCGGUGCCAAGAAUGGUUCCGUUCUUUCGUCAAUAGUCUUGUCGGAUAACCUCCUCACAUCCAUCGAGGUCGGCGCCUUUGAUUACCUGAACGCAACGCUGACUAACAUAGACUUGACCAACAACGCCUUUGUGUGUACCUGCGAUUUGUAUCGAACCCUUGCCGAGGUCUACACUGUGGUAAAGGGAGGUAACUGUUCACAGCCAAAUGUGACGGCAGGAGUUCUACUUGGCAUAGCGUUUGAAAAAGACUCAAAGUUUUUCAUGAAAGGGGACAAAGAAAGGUAUAUAUGUGCGGCGACCAACGUCCGUGGCGCUGUGGACGGCAACAGCGUUAACGUCACGUGGACGAGGCCACUAUACCAGAACUCCGAGCUGGAGAAGGAUAAGAAGCUCCUCAGCAACGACACUAUCGUCUCCUACACUGCAACCUGCACUGGUUCAAAAGGAGACAUACUGACGACGGAUAUUAACGCAACAAGUGUGAUCAUGACCGUGAAGCCGGACUCGGAGUACGUGUGUGCCGUCACGGCUGCCGUCGACGGCAUCGUCAGCGGCUACAGCGAGCCGGCUCUCUUCCACACUGCAUCCACUCCAGCUACGCCCGAAAAUAACACCGUCGUCGAUGUUGGCCUAGGACUGCCGAUAUUCUACUAUGACUUCAGUGCAAUACACCCCGAUUUUGCGGGGUUGUCGGAAGGGAUCAUCGCUGAACCCAGAUACAUCUCGAGUCCCUACGGAGGCUGGCUGGCCCAGUCUAACAACCCUGCCGCAGAUUCCUUCUCGGACUGGUUCUUAAGAAAAGACGGAGUCAAUAGAGAACUGAACGGAACCAUUACCUUAGAGAACCUGUCCAAUGCGCCACCGCUCUACAGGUACAGUGCCGGAUCCUUCUUCCCUGUCGAUGACUUCGGCAAUGGGAACGAGCAAAAGGACUGUGGAGGAACAACGCACAACUUUGGGUUCAUCUCAGUCAUCCGAAUGGGGAUUGUGUACCAAGGCACCGAGACCAUCACCAUUGGUGGCGGUGAUGACAUGUGGCUCUACGUGAACGGCAAGAUGGUCCUCUACGUCCCCACUCGUGGCACCACCUCCAUCAUCUGUAAGAAGAUCGACCUGUCCACCGCUGCCCAGACAGGUGGCGCCACCAUCACGCCCACACAGGGGACGGUGUCAGGAGGUGUUUGUGGUUCCAGCACCGCCGUCACAACCGAAGCAGUACAUUUAGAUUUGGAGGUUGGGGAACGGUACCACUUUGCAGUGUUCCACGCCGAGAGACUGUUGUGUAAUUCUGGCUACUUCUUGGAACUGUCCGGCGUUCAGUUCAUCACCGCCGCCGGGGAAGACCCGCCUCUAGACUACACCGUCACCAUCGACGAAGACUUCCACAACGACGGCAUCCUCCAGACCCUCAUCCUCAGCGACUCCUUCUCCGUAGGGCCGCCGUUCAGGGUUUCCAUACUUCAUGGUAACGAGGCACGUCAUUUUUCAAUCAAGUCAGACACAGCGGCCAAUCAGGCUGCUGGUACUCCUCCAGUGGCGGCGACCUUGACCUACACCACGAUUGCUAACAUCUCAUUUGUAGAAUGUGCAACUCCGUCCUCCAUUCCGGCGGACACAAGCGACAACAGCGUGGAGACGUUCGACGUGACGACUGCCACGGGACUGUUCACCUUAGCUAAAUCAGUGGACUUCGAACUGACCGACCUGUACAGUGUAGCGUUGGAAAUUGUAGAUUACAACAAGUCCCCUGGAACAACUGGAACCAUUGGAAUAAAAAUCCAUAUCACAGACGUGAACGACAACUGCCCAGAGCUUGACCAAAGUACGUUUUCCAUCUGGGCCAAUCCUGCUCUCCAAGCAGUCCCCAUUGUGGAUCUAAACGCCGCAGACAUCGACUCCGGGAACAACUCCGUACUCAGAUACUACCGAUCAGAUGUCACGGCAACUCCCCCAGUGUCUUUUAACGAGACGGAAGAUCUUCACAAGUCUGUUUACACGAAGAACACAACCCUCAGUUUUGAGGUGUUCGUCGUUGACGAGGGCGUACCCCGCCGUGGUGCUAAAGGCACCGUCACGAUGGUGUUGGACAAUUCCUGUCUGGUGUCUGUGGAAUAUGAACCAAUCGUCUUUGAUUUUCCACUCGACGAAAUAACAGGGGACAUUACGUUUGUGGUGCCAGGGUACUACCAUUAUGAGUUUGAAUGUCUGCGGGUUGCUGGGAUACAGAAGGCGUUUAUUCGGGAUGAGUUUCUCACUGCUUCAUCAGCUCAGCCAGAGAGUGGACCAGAGAGGGCCCGUCUCAACAUGACGUCACUUUCAGCGGAGCUUGGCGGGUUGACUGGCGGAUGGGUGGCUGCCGUUGAUGACUCAAACCAGUGGAUACAGACGCAGUUAGAGGAACUCUAUGUGAUCCGCGUCAUACAGAUUCAGGGCAGGGAAGACGAUGUCAACUACGUCCCAACCUUCUCCGUGUACGUCAGCGAUGACGGCAUCACCUUCAGUAAAUAUACCGACGGGUCCGGCCUUGAUGUGUUCAAUGGGGCAGUUGACCAGACCACUGUUGUGGAUGUGAGCCUGGAGCCCCCAGCCCGUGGGAAGUAUAUCCGUAUUAACCCCCAGACGUGGGUGGGGCACGUCAGUCUCAGGUUCGAGCUGAUUGGCUGUUCACAGCGGGAGGAACUGCAUUAUCAGACAUCUUGUGAGAGGUGUGAGACCACGUGGUACUGCCCGGGGGACGGACACAUGCUGCCGUGUGGACGUUGUGACCCCCCAAUGUCCAAUUCCACCUGUGGCCGCUCCCCGACAGAGCACAGUUUUGGUUUAGCGUCGGAGUGCACGUCCUGCCCGCUGGGUUGGAUCUGUAAAAAUGGCUACGCAGAACCCUGCGAGGAGUUCCACUACGUGACGUACUGCAAUGACUCCUACUGUCCGGACACAUGCACCCAGUGUGAGUCAGGGUAUGCCUGUCGGGGCGGACAGAGGUACUACUGCGAGGUCGGCACGUGGUCAGAUGGAAACAAAGAAUUCUGCGAGCUGUGCCGACCUGGCACCUACCAGGAUCAGUCAGGACAGACCUCUUGCUUGCCCUGCCCGAAUGGGUUCCGCAGCACUACAAUGAAGGACCGGUGUGAGCCGUGCAACCCCCGGUCCUGGUCCAAGGGGGAUGGGACUGACUGUGAGGCGUGUUCCGACAGCACCCAGUGCCCGUGCAUUAGCAGCACGGGACUUUGUUUCCAUGGAGUCACGUGCAGGAAUGCCCAGAACCCCGACGGGAGUUACGGCCACGUGUGCGAUCCUUGUCCACAUGGCUAUAACGGGGAUGGCGUCACCUGUACUGACAUCGACGAGUGUGUCGAUUACUCUCCAUGCUGGAAUUCGUCGUCGUGUAAGAACACAGAGCCAGGCUACCAGUGCCGAAGAUGUCCUCCAGGCUACACAGGAUCGUUCGAGGACGCCCUGGCCUACAACGUGACCCGCCGGAACUUCAUCGACUGCAACCAAAAGCAUGACCCUUCCCCUAUCCAGCACUGCGAAGACACAGACGAAUGCCUCACCAACAACGGAGGGUGUGACCAAAAUGGCUACUGUCAUAACACCGUGGGCAGUUUCAACUGCGGUCUGUGUAAAGAUGGGUACAUUGGCAGCGCUAAGUACGGGUGUGAGCUAGCGGACUUCUGUCUAUCAGGUAAACAUGAAUGUAACAUCAACGCCACCUGUGUCUACGCCGGCCCGGGGGACUACAGCUGUCUGUGCAACAACGGCCUUGCUGGGAACGGGUUCACCUGUGGACCUGACCCUGACCUUGACGGCUACCCGGCGGAAGGCAUAUCCUGUAACGGGGAGGAGUUUGGAAACUGUAAACAGGACAACUGCCCAGACAUCCCAAACAGCGGGCAGGAGGACAAUGAUGGGGACACGAGGGGGGACUCCUGCGACGAUGAUGACGACAACGACACCGUCUUCGAUCUUGCGGACAACUGCCCGAUGGUGUUCAACAACAAACAAGAGGACGUUGACGGAGACGGCAUCGGUGAUGCAUGUGACAACUGCCCUAACAACAUGAACGCUGACCAGGCCGACGCCGAUGGAGACGGUCAGGGCGACGUCUGUCAAGCGGACUCUGACGGCGAUGGCCUAUCUGACGCCAUUGACAACUGCCCCUAUGUCGCUAACCCAGGUCAGGCCGACCCUGACGGAGACAGCAAGGGGGACGACUGUGACAACUGCCCGACAGUGGCAAACACCGGACAAGAGGAUGUGAACCAGAAUGGGAUCGGUGAUGCAUGUGAAAAUGGAGACAGGGAUGGAGACUCAAUUCAGGACAACGUGGACAACUGCCCUGACAUCGCCAACUCCGAACAGAGGGAUACAGAUGGGGAUGGGACAGGUGACUACUGUGAUGAUGACUCUGACAACGACGGCAUUGCUGACUCUGUAGACAACUGCAUGUACGUUCCCAACACAAAUCAGGACGAUGUGGAUGGUAACCACCGUGGAGAUGAUUGUGAGAACGACAUGGACCAAGACGGGACGAUGGACAGAGUGGACAACUGCGUGGAGAACAAGUUCAUCAACUUCACCUCCUUCAUGGGCUACACGACUGUGGAGUUUUACCCAGGCUGGUCAACUGAAGCCCUCCCUGACUGGAGAGUGUUAGAUCAAGGGAGAGAAGUCAGACAGGAGGCCACAACACGGAGACCUAUUGCUCUGAUAGGCCCCCAAGCACUAGAUCACAUGGACUUUUACGGCACGACGUUUCUGGAGGACGACGUCUGUGAGGGCUUCAUCGGCUUCAUUUUCGGCUUCCAGUCAGCCCGCAAGUUCUACCUCAUCACCUGGAGACAAAACUUUAAGAACUUUGACUAUAACGGCGGUAUGAAGGGACUGCAGAUAAGGUUGGUGGAUGCUGGCUUUGACGUCGGGCUAACAUUGGCUAACGCCCUGUACCACGGCGAUGACGUUAGUGAUGCCACACGCGUCAUCUGGCACGACCCUGCUCUCCGCGGAUGGGACUGCAACAUGGCCUACAGAUGGCACAUAGUACACCGGCCAUCUAUAGGAUUAAUCAGUGUUGAGAUCAAGCAGGAGGACAAUGUCGUGGUCGACUCCGGCCCUGUCUAUGACGCCACCAUCCUCGGCGGCAGACUCGGUGUGUUUGUGUUUGACCAGAAAGCCCCGAUCUGGUCGAAACUGGAAUAUCAGUGUAAGAAUAGAAUGAACUAUGCGUUGUCCCUGGAUGGGGUGGAUGACUACGUCCAAGUGGGUCGUCUCGAGGACCUGGGAAUGGAGAGGAGUUUCACGAUCGAGGCGCUGAUCAAGCUGCCGGCGGGCUACGACGCCACCAAACAUCCGAUCCUGUGUACCAACAACAGCCUGUUGUGCCUGUAUGUGAAGGCCAAUGUCCUGCGGGGUCAAGUGAUGGACACCGUCAUCACUGGCGCCACCACCAUCCCCGCGGACACCUGGACCCAUGUCGCCCUCAAGUACAAUGCUCAGUUGAGGGAGCUGGAUCUGAUCGUGAAUGGACCCAAAACUACCACAGAUGCCCAACUCACAUCAGUGGAACCAGGGCUUGUGUGGGAUGGGAAUACGACCCUGUACAUUGGUUAUGAUGGCUCUACCUAUCUGAAGGGGGAGAUUGAUGAGAUUCGGAUAUACAACCUCCAGAUGGAAGAACUCACUACCAGCACUGAAGCGAGACACAUACACGAGGAGCCGUUCCGCUACCUGCUGGGUGCCCACUAUAACAUGGAGGAAGCUACCAGUUCAUCAACUGUUCUCAAGGACAAGGGCUACCGAGGACUGGAUGCUGUCAUCGUAGGACAACCAGGAAUAGUUCCUAGUACUUCUGACCAGAAAGUGUUUGAUCUGACCUUCAACUGAACAUCGAAGACUGCUUGGCAUCGCUCUCAUCUCAUCCAUGUGAAGCCAGUGCAUGCUCAAUGGGAAAUGUCACAUCUUGUGCCCUGUUCCUGAAAGCGAUCGUAACGCCAAGGUGAUCGUAACUGCCAUACUUUAACAUAGACUUACGACUGUCGUAGCGCUACGAUCGCUUUGAGGAACGGGACCCAGCUUUAUAUUAUA
Haliotis rubra (blacklip abalone) is the source of this 9187-nucleotide messenger RNA. RefSeq lists its product as uncharacterized. The record is from RefSeq and is a predicted model, not a curated record. Gene Ontology annotation, cellular component: plasma membrane; extracellular region. Gene Ontology annotation, molecular function: calcium ion binding; protein binding. NCBI's taxonomy places the organism in Eukaryota, Metazoa, Mollusca, Gastropoda, Lepetellida, Haliotidae. Gene Ontology annotation, biological process: homophilic cell-cell adhesion.